GAGACCCCCAGAAGUUCCCCCGGCCCUCAGCUUCAGCCGGGAGUUUGGGCCUUUUCUUGUGUCCGGUUUGUUAAAGGCAUGCCGGCUGCAGCAUUCAAGAGGGCCAUUCCUUAACAAAGGGAAAGAGAUAGAUGUAAAUAAGCUCACAUUUUCAGAAUGAGCGGUUUGCUGUAAGAAGCUGCGGCAGCCCAGAGUCUGCUACUUUGGGCUGGGCUAACCUUUCCCUGUUAAAAAAAAAAAAAUAAUGGAUUAAAAUACGCACUUUUAAAGUGCGAGUUGCCCUUUCACAUGUUUAUUAGCUAAUUUUCUACAGGCAUGAACACACUCAUCUAGCACACUCUUUCUUGGGAUGAAAAGUUUACACCCCUGCUAAAAAGGAUGAGUUCAGCUGAUAAACUUGAUGGCGUCUUCACUCUAAAGCAUCUCCUGCCAAUCAGAGAUGCGAAUGAAAGCCCUAUUGGAACAAUCAGACCAGCCUUUCAGAAUGUGUACUCUCUGAAUAUUGCUCUCUGGAGGGGUGUGAAAACCAAUUCUCCUCAAUAUUAAGAAUCCAUUGGAAGAAAUCCCUAACUACAGUACCUCCAGAAAGUUCAUUGAUUACCCAAGUCUGAGAUAAAAUUGGUGCCAGAAUUUGGUUUAAACUAAUGCGGACCAAAAGUUUAACACCGCUUCCUCCAAGAGUCCCAAAGACCCCAAACAAGGAGGAAAACAUUUCCUACUAGUCCCUAGUCUGAGAGUGGUGAACCCUGCAGCCAGCAGGCCUCCUGAAAAAAAAAACCCAUGGGUGACAGAAGAUUCAUUGACUUCCAAUUCCAAGAUUUAAAUUCAAGCCUCAGACCCAGGUUGGGCAAUGCUACUGCCAAUAAUACUUGCAUUGUUGAUGAUUCCUUCAAGUACAAUCUGAAUGGUGCUGUCUACAGUGUUGUAUUCAUCCUGGGUCUGAUAACCAACAGUGCUUCUCUGUUUGUCUUCUGCUUCCGCAUGAAAAUGAGAAGUGAGACAGCUAUUUUCAUCACCAAUCUGGCCCUCUCCGAUUUGCUCUUUGUCUGCACUCUACCUUUCAAAAUAUUUUACAAUUUCAACCGCCACUGGCCUUUUGGUGACACUCUCUGCAAGAUCUCUGGGACUGCAUUUCUUACCAACAUCUAUGGGAGCAUGCUCUUCCUCACCUGUAUUAGUGUGGAUCGUUUCCUGGCCAUUGUCUAUCCCUUCCGAUCUCGUACCAUUAGGACCAGGAGGAAUUCUGCCAUUGUGUGUGCUGGAGUCUGGAUCCUAGUCCUCAGUGGUGGUAUUUCCGCUUCUUUGUUCUCAACCACUAAUGUCAACAAUGCAACCACCACCUGCUUUGAGGGCUUCUCCAAACGUGUCUGGAAGACUUACCUGUCCAAGAUCACCAUAUUUAUUGAAGUCGUUGGGUUCAUCAUUCCUCUGAUAUUGAAUGUCUCUUGCUCUUCUGUGGUGCUAAGAACCCUGCGCAAGCCUGCUACGCUGUCUCAAAUUGGGACCAAUAAGAAAAAAGUGCUGAAGAUGAUCACAGUGCAUAUGGCAGUCUUUGUGGUCUGUUUUGUCCCCUAUAACUCCGUUCUCUUCCUAUAUGCCCUGGUGCGCUCCCAAGCCAUUACCAAUUGCUUUUUGGAAAGAUUUGCUAAGAUUAUGUACCCAAUCACCUUGUGCCUUGCAACUCUUAACUGUUGCUUUGACCCUUUCAUCUAUUACUUUACCCUUGAGUCCUUUCAGAAGUCCUUCUACAUUAAUACGCAUAUCAGGAUGGAGUCCCUGUUUAAGACUGAAACACCUCUGACCACAAAACCUUCCCUUCCAGCUAUUCAAGAGGAGGUUAGUGAUCAAACAACACAUAACGGUGGUGAGUUGAUGUUGGAAUCCACCUUCUAGGUACGAGAACUGUCUUUAGGUCCAAAUAUGUUUUCUCCUAUGAUUAUUUUCCUAUGCUAUGAAUAAGAGGAAAGAUUUGAAGCUAAUGAUACUGAGAAUAGAUUAAUGUAAUGAAAUACAGUCAGAUACAUUUAUUUGAACAUUUACUGUACAUAUGCUGUUUUGUUCAAUAAUUAUAGGUCAAGACUAAUUACAACAACCAAAAGUAGUUGUCAGACUCUUCCUCUGGUUUGAAAUUUCAUUGUAUCGCAUUAUGUAAGUGGCCAGUGGCCUUGACUUCGGUGAUAUGGAGAUUGCUUUCUAACUUUUAAAAAGAUAUUUCCAUUC
This is a messenger RNA of Phyllostomus discolor (pale spear-nosed bat), 2220 nucleotides long. RefSeq names its product lysophosphatidic acid receptor 4 (gene LPAR4). Gene Ontology annotation, cellular component: membrane. The coding region runs from base 781 to 1893 and encodes 370 amino acids. The record is from RefSeq and is a predicted model, not a curated record. Gene Ontology annotation, molecular function: lysophosphatidic acid receptor activity. Gene Ontology annotation, biological process: positive regulation of Rho protein signal transduction; phospholipase C-activating G protein-coupled receptor signaling pathway. Lineage: Eukaryota; Metazoa; Chordata; Mammalia; Chiroptera; Phyllostomidae. The transcript has 6 exons.